AUGUUUAAUGAAUGUGCACCAAGUUUCAUACCUAACUUCCUUGAUGCGGCCAGUAAUGUGGUGAACUGGACGUGGAAUGCAAUCAAUAAAUCUUUACUUCAUGACAUGUCAUCAACAUAUCUUCAGUCAGUGGACAAGCUAGUGAAGAACAUCAAUGUCAACAUGAGUCAAGACGUCAGCAGUACAAAUUUACAAUUUAAAAGUUGCUUUGCUGAUAAAUGUCGCAUGUCCGUGUUUGAUGUUGUUGUGAAUCUGGAAAAGAAGACGGGAACACUUAAAACUGUUGCUGUGAAAAAGCUAAUGGAUAAAUUAAACAAUGGCUACAAUGACACAAAACCUACCAGCCUCUUACUAAUUGCCACAGUGCAGGACUGCAGUGAUUCCUCUUUAAAAAUUCGACUGGAUUACCCUGAUAUCCAGCAAACCCAAAGAAAACCUUUGUGCGUCUUCUGGAACACGACCAACAAAGACUGGUCCGAUGAAGGAUGCUCUCUCAGCACCAAUAACAAAAAAUACACAUGUGAGUGCAACCACCUGACUCCAUUCUCUGCGCUCCUAUCUAAGGGUGGAAUAUCUAAGCAUAAUACAGCCCUGGACAUGAUCACCAACGUGGGCCUGGCUGUGUCCAUCUUCUCCCUGAUGAUCUUCCUCACCACUGAAUGUCUCGUCUGGUCGGUUGUAGUCAAGAGCAACCUUGCGCAUUCCCGUCACACAGCUAUGGUGAACAUCACCACGUUCCUGCUGCUCUCUGACAUCUGUAUGUUGGCUUCUACAUCGCCUGACAAUAUCCCUGAAACCUGGUGUCUGAUUCUGACCAUAUGCAAACACCUGUUUUAUUUGGCCAUGUUUUGCUGGAUGCUGUGUCUGAGCGUCAUGCUCGUCCACCAGCUCAUCUUUGUCUUCAGCCCGCUGAGGAAAAGAGUUUUCAUGUUCAUUUCCAGCAUUGUGGGCUACGCUCUCCCAAUCCUAAUAGUGGGAUCCAGCUAUGUGUACUACGGAUACAACAAUAUUGAAUACUUCGAUAGGAAAACAUGCUGGCUAAUUUACGUGAGAUUCUUGGUGGGCUCAAUGCAUGCUUUCCUUCUUCCUGUGGGGACGAUCAUUUUCACUAAUCUUUUUUGCAUGACAGUCAUUAUUCUUAAAUUUGUGAAGUCCUCAGUCCCAGGUUGCAGCAAUGCAGAUGACAAAGUAACAGCCAAAGGUAUUGUCAAGGUACUGGCAGUUUUGAUGCCUGUCUUCGGAGUAACAUGGAUCAUUGGCUACAUUGGUCUGACAUUCCCUGAAGGAAAUGUCAUACGUGACGUUUUGGACUUUAGUUUUACCAUCCUUAAUUCGUUUCAGGUAAUUCAAAAGCAACCCACACAAUGAAUGUUCAUACAGUAAAAGAACUGCUCCAAAUACUGUAUGUACUUUACUGUAUAAUCUGAUUGCUUAUCUGAAACCAGUAAGCUUAUUUACCAUUUUCUUUCAGAAUAGGUUGCUUUAAAUCUUUAAUGUUUUAGGUAAUGUCUAUUUAAUGUUAUCUGAGCUAAUCUUGCUUUGAGGCUGAAAACUACAACUACUAAACUAGUACUACUUCAGUGUAUAGUGACACAGUAUAGCAGCAUAACUUUUUUUUUCUUUGCAGGGCAUUUUUAUCUUGCUAACAGGGUGUUUCACAGAACACAAGGUAGGUUUGUCAUAUUGCAGAAUGAAACCUUGUAACUCUAUGAAACCGUAUCAUCAGAGUACAUUGAUUUAUUAAAAAUAAGCAUAGGCCAAAAUAGAUUAGACUUACUGUAAGACGUAAUGAUGUAACAGACGUAUGCCUUUAUCCAUGGGUGGUAUAUGUCUUAUGACUGGGGAUGCCCAGAUAUGUUGCAAAUUAUUAUUAUUUAUUAUUAAUAUAAUAUUGUCUUUUUUAAUAAAAACAGAUUCGUGAGGAGCUUUAUAGGAGGAUAUGGGUAAGUUUACCUGUCAGCUGUGUUCAUAUUUAUACCUUACAGUAUGAUCCAAUGCUGUCAAUUCAGUCUGGCAUUUGAUUUCAAACAUAAACGUUGUAUUUACAUUUAAAAAGAAUAAAUCACACUGAAUCAAAGAAAGCUGA
Betta splendens (Siamese fighting fish) is the source of this 2086-nucleotide messenger RNA. Its product is annotated as adhesion G-protein coupled receptor F3-like. The record is from RefSeq and is a predicted model, not a curated record. The coding region runs from base 1 to 1368 and encodes 455 amino acids. Gene Ontology annotation, molecular function: G protein-coupled receptor activity. Gene Ontology annotation, biological process: cell surface receptor signaling pathway; G protein-coupled receptor signaling pathway. NCBI's taxonomy places the organism in Eukaryota, Metazoa, Chordata, Actinopteri, Anabantiformes, Osphronemidae. Gene Ontology annotation, cellular component: membrane. The transcript is spliced from 2 exons.